Molecule: messenger RNA, 3069 nt
Organism: Perognathus longimembris pacificus (Pacific pocket mouse)
Lineage: Eukaryota; Metazoa; Chordata; Mammalia; Rodentia; Heteromyidae
Product: TRPM8 channel-associated factor 3-like
Exons: 9
Coding region: 1-3069 (1022 amino acids)
Biological process (GO): negative regulation of anion channel activity
Source: RefSeq, a predicted model, not a curated record
AUGGGAGAAACCGAGCACACAAGCAACGAGGAAUCUUUUGCAGAUCUCAUGGAGGGAGUGUCACGUUGGGAUAUCAGUAAACAACACAUCCCCUCUGAACUCCUCCUUGUGGGCAAGAAUUCCUUUCCAGUGAUGGUGAAUGAGAAGGGCCAGGUGCUGAUUGCCGCGUCCUCCUACGGCGAAGGGCGCCUCCUGGUGGUGGCCCAUGAGUAUUACUUGUUUCAGCCUGGUUUCACUCCAUUUCUUGUCAAUGCAGUGAGCUGGCUCUGCCCCGUUCUUGGGGCUCCGAUUGCAAUCCAUCCAUCCCUGCAAAGUGUAGGAAACCUUCUGAAAAAACAUGGAGUUGAUACAAAAGUGGAGUCGGAACCUAGUGACCCCCAGGGGGUUUACUGCACCACUGCCUACCAAGAGAACUUAGUGGAGAAGCUGUUCCAAUUUCUGAAGGGUGGAGGGGGCCUGCUCAUGGCGGGCCAAGCCUGCACUUGGGCCAAUAAGCAUGGCCAUGACAAAGUGCUGUCCAAGUUCCCUGGGAACCAGGUGACAAGAGUGGGUGGCGUGUACUUCACGGGCAUUCAAGGGAACAGAGACAACUUCAAGGUCUCUCAGAAGAUACCUAUGAUUCCACUGGACGUCAGGUAUGAUGAAGAGCUCAAAGAGGACCAGAAGCAGCUCCUGAAAGGAAUCUCGGAGCUGGACAUCCGGGCGGGGGGCAUCCCCUCGCUGCUGCUGGUGCACGGAGAGCUGGCCUUUCCCCUGGGCAUGGACAGCUCCUUGGGCUGCUUUCUGGCAGCUUCCCGGUACGGCCGUGGCCGCGUCGUGGUGGGAGGCCACGAGAACCUGAUCCUCAGUCACAGGAUGCACCCGUUUGUGCUCAACGCUCUCCACUGGCUGGCAGGGAGGAAGAAUGGGAAAAUCGGCUUAGACUCCAAAAUGAGCGCUCUGGGCCCCAUGUUAACCAAAAACAAGUUGGAGUGGACCAGCACGAAUGUGCUGAGCAAUGACUUGAGUGUCUUCUGCAGUUUUGUCUCCCUCACCCAUAUGGACCCCCAGAAGGUAGAGGAGUUCGUCGCGGAAGGCGGAGGGUUGUUGAUGGGAAGGCAUGCCUGGCUGUGGAGUCUCCAGCACCCUGAUUUGAAAUGCAUGCUGCAUUUGCCGGAGAAUAAGUUCCUUGCCACCUUUGGCCUUGGCAUCACGGAUCAGACAGGGCAACGAAACCGCUUCCCAGUCCCCAAGCCUGAAGACACAAAAUACCACAUCCGUACCGCUCUCUCCCAGCUUGCCACCUACCUGUACAGCGAGAAGGGCUCCAUGCAAGAUAGCUGGCGGGAGAAGCUCAUCAAAGACUGUUCCUACCUAUUCCAAAUCCUCAACUACGAUGCACCCAUCUACAAGUCCAUGAAGUGGCACAUACUGCAGAUGAUCAAGUGGGAUGGUUUGCCACACGUGGGCAGGGAGAGCCCCAUCACCAAGGGUAGCUCGCAAGCUGUCCUCCUAUCUUUGGCUAUAGAGCUGGUCAAUUCAGGAAUUGCCAGCUCCAUGUUGCUGGACCACCCUGCCUUUCUACCCACCACGGAAUCUCCCGUCACUAUUGAGAUCCAGACAGAAAACCACCACUCCUGGGUGAGCACUGGCCUCUACCUACCCGAAGGGCAGACUCUAGAAGUAACAAUGCCUGGUAAAGCUGUUGGUGCUAACUUGAAGGUCCUCAUUGGCUGCCACACGGACAACCUUAGCUAUGCAAAAACUUACCACCGCCCCCCAUUGGUGACAAAGACUUACACCUUAGAUAAACCGAAGAAGUCCUUCUCCUGGCUGUGGGGAGGUCUCAUCUACAUCCUUGUACCCUCGAACUAUAAACUGGGUAGUAUACCCAUCACCAUCCGCGGGGCCUCCUGGGCCCCGUCCUUCAAACUGGGUAAGACCUCGAAGGAGGAGUGGAAGCAUCUUCGCCUGCAGAACCCAGCGCCCUGGGGAGAGCUGUCCACAGAGAACAUCAUUCUGACUGUGCCAACUACCAGCCUGCAGACUCUGGAGGACCCGGAGCCCGUGCUCCAACUCUGGGAUGAGAUGAUGCAGGCCGCGUCUGGGCUGGCGGCCAAGCCGUUCCCUUACCGCCGACCCGAGAGGAUCGUGUUUGACGUCCAGGUCUUAGGAGGCCUGUUGCACGCCGGAUACCCCAUCGUGGGCAGAAUAGAAAUAGUAGGAGACUUUAUCUCUGAUGCCGCAAUAAGGAAAAACGGUCUUUGGAGCGGCCUCCAUGAGUUGGGCCACAAUCACCAGCAGAGUCCAUGGAACUUCCCGCCCCAUACUACCGAAGCCACCUGUAACUUGUGGGCGGUCUACAUCCACGAGACGGUUCUAGACAUCCCCAGGGCUCGGGCCCAUCCCGAGCUGAAGCCUGAAACUCGGAAGAAGAGGAUCAAAAACUAUGUGGACAAGGGUGCCCCUUUGCGUGAAUGGACGAUGUGGAUAGCUCUAGAAACCUAUCUCCAGCUCCAGGAGGCCUUUGGGUGGGAGCCAUUCACCAAGAUCUUUGCUGACUACCAGGCCAACUCUAAAGGUCCCAAAGACAACACUAAGAAGAUGAAUCUUUGGGUAAAGAAGUUCUCUGAAGCAGUGAACAAGAAUCUGGUUCCUUUCUUUGAGACCUGGGGCUGGCCAGUCGAGAAGGAAGUGUCAGACAGCCUGGCUUCUCUGCCCGAGUGGGAGGAAAAUCCCAUGAAAAUGUAUGUGUCUUGUUCUGGGCAUCAUUUCAUCAAAAAUGUUCACCCGUUCAAGUACCAUCAUAGGAGCAUAGGCCAGAAGGGAAAUAAUCGGGAAUAUAACAUACUUUUCCGAAAUGCUAAAGAAAAAAAAGAGAGGCAUCCCAAAGAAAUGUCUGCAAGGGGCCAGCUGCUGAGCAGCCUUCCCAGGGCGAUGGGGGCAGCAUCCUUAGACCAGCCACAGGAAGGAGGUAGGGCUCCGCUGCCCGCAGCUACGUUACAGCUCUGGAAUGAAACUGCCUCUCCUUAUCUUGGAAUCUGUAACGAGGUGGAAUUCGAGAUUCAUGUCCCGCUGGAGGUCUUCUAA